Messenger RNA from Lasiodiplodia theobromae, 1176 nucleotides. RefSeq names its product Ser thr protein phosphatase family protein. NCBI's taxonomy places the organism in Eukaryota, Fungi, Ascomycota, Dothideomycetes, Botryosphaeriales, Botryosphaeriaceae. Bases 1 to 1176 code for a protein of 391 amino acids. The transcript is spliced from 4 exons. The record is from RefSeq and is a predicted model, not a curated record.
AUGUCUCUCGCAACUGGAGAUAUGGAAGCGUAUUGCCACUACAAAUACUCAUUCUGUGACGAGCCCGGGGUCAUCCAAAUUGAUGAGGGUAAAUACUUCACACCAAAACCAGAAAGCAAGUCAGUGGCGCCGGAGCCAUCGGGCGAAGUUAUCAACGUACUUCACUUGUCAGAUUGGCACCUUGAUCCCCGUGAUUUCGCGACGCCGUACAGCCUUUCCAACUCAACAAAUGAUGACAACUUCUCGUGGAACUAUCAACUACUGGCUUCACUUUGGGGUGAGAUGGGCUGGAUCGACAACACGACCGCAAGGAGUGCCAGCACGCAUUACGGUGCAUAUGCCUACGUCACACCACAAGGCUUGAAAAUCAUCUCCAUCAACACCGACUUCUGGUACACCGCCAACCCCUUCAACUACUACAACUUCACCAACCCCGACCAAUCCGGCAUCCUCCGCUUCCUCAUCCGCGAGCUCGAGGCCUCCGAAGCCGCCGACCAGCGCGCCUGGAUCAUCGGCCACGUGCCGAGCGGCUACGGCGGCACGGGCGUCAACGGCAAGGCGCUGCACAACCCGUCGGCGCUCUUCUACUCGAUCGUGCGGCGCUUCUCGCCGGCGACGAUCGCGGGCAUCUUCUGGGGCCACCUGCACCAGGACCAGCUGAUGGUGUACUACGACUACAAUCUGUCCUCGGGCGGCGGUAGUGGUGGCUCGCUGCGUAAUACCACAGACGUCGACUACGCGCGGCCGCUGGCGUGGGCGCACAUGGCGCCGUCGGUCACGCCGUUGACUGGGCUGAAUGCGGGGUGGACGCUGUACCAGGUCGAUGCGCGCACGUUCGAGGUGACCAACUGGCAGACGUUCAUUGCGAAUGUGUCCGAGGCGAAUGCGUGGACGGAGCCGGUGUGGCAGUUCGAGUAUGAUGCGCGGGCGGAGUACGAUGGCGAGGGGCGGUGGCCGAGGGGCGCGCCGCUGAAUGCUACGUUUUGGCAUGGCGUGACGGAGCGGAUGGUGGAAGACGGCUCGUUGGUUGAGAAGUACAAUUUGUUCGAGACGAAGAGUAGUGUGGUGACUAAGAAUUGUUCGUCGAAGGCUUGUGCGGAGCAAAAGGUCUGCUAUAUUCGGAGUGGGAGCACUAUGCUGGGCGAUUUGUGUUCGCAUGGAAAUGGCCCGUUUUGA